GCUGGCCUGCACUUAAGAGCCCUAGACCCAUUUCCUCAAGGUAGAACUUUAUCUUUGGGUCCAGUGGCACCCUCUUGACAUGAGCGUCGCUGCGGUGUUUCGAGGCCUCCGGCCCAGUCCUGAGCUGCUGCUUCUGGGCCUGUUGUUUCUGCCAGCGGUGGUUGCUGUCACCAGCGCUGGUCCCGAAGAAAGCGAUGGAGAUCUUAGCUGUGUGUGUGUGAAGACCAUCUCCUCUGGGAUCCAUCUUAAGCACAUCACCAGCCUGGAGGUGAUCAAGGCAGGACGCCACUGUGCGGUUCCCCAGCUCAUAGCCACCCUGAAGAAUGGGAGGAAAAUUUGCCUGGACCGGCAAGCACCCCUAUAUAAGAAAGUAAUCAAGAAAAUCCUGGAGAGUUAGGUAUCAGCUGCCUAAAUGUCAAUUGUGUUACAAGACUCCUGGAAUCUUGUCUACUUUUAAUGUAACUGCAAUCUUCCGAUGUUUAUAUUAUCCUUCAAGAUUUAAAUAAAUGCAUUGAACCAA
This is a messenger RNA of Mus musculus (house mouse), 520 nucleotides long. RefSeq names its product platelet factor 4 (gene Pf4). Gene Ontology annotation, molecular function: chemokine activity. Gene Ontology annotation, cellular component: platelet alpha granule; vesicle; extracellular region. Lineage: Eukaryota; Metazoa; Chordata; Mammalia; Rodentia; Muridae. The record is from RefSeq and is marked validated. The transcript has 3 exons. The coding region runs from base 80 to 397 and encodes 105 amino acids. Gene Ontology annotation, biological process: chemotaxis; response to aldosterone; negative regulation of T-helper 17 cell differentiation.